Thunnus maccoyii (southern bluefin tuna) is the source of this 2619-nucleotide messenger RNA. RefSeq names its product protocadherin beta-16-like. Gene Ontology annotation, cellular component: plasma membrane. The transcript has a single exon. Bases 87 to 2570 code for a protein of 827 amino acids. NCBI's taxonomy places the organism in Eukaryota, Metazoa, Chordata, Actinopteri, Scombriformes, Scombridae. Gene Ontology annotation, biological process: homophilic cell-cell adhesion. Gene Ontology annotation, molecular function: calcium ion binding. The record is from RefSeq and is a predicted model, not a curated record.
GACACGGACAGCAGUAGUUAACUGUAAUUCCUUGAUUACUUCAAAUUGUUUUAUAUACCGAGGGAAUACAACGGAUUUUCUUUCCAAUGGAGAUACGAUUUAGUCAGGAUUCGUGUUGCAUGGAAAAAUCGGGCGGAACAAUGAGGUGGCGAGUGCUGUUGUUUAUCUCAAUCCUUCCCUUCGCAUCGGUGGUCGGGCAGGUCAGCUACUCCAUCCCCGAGGAAAUGGCCAAAGGCUCGUUAAUCGGUAACAUUGCUCAGGAUUUAGGUUUAGACAAAAAAAGACUGACAUCAGGCAAAGCUCGGAUUUUUACAGGAGACAGUGCAGGGUACAUCGAGCUGAGCAGAGAACGAGGAGCUCUCCUUAUCAAAGAAAAAAUAGACAGAGAGGCGCUCUGUGGACAGACGACGCCCUGCGCGUUGCAUUUUCAGGUUAUUUUAGAAAACCCCAUGGAAUUCUACACGGUUGUUGUCGAAAUUACAGAUAUAAAUGACAACACUCCAAUAUUUGAGAAAUCUGACAUGAACUUCAAAAUAAGCGAAUCUGCCGUAAUAGGAGCAAAAUUCUUGCUAGAGAGGGCAAUAGAUCCCGAUGUUGGUAUGAAUGGUCUACAGAGUUAUUUUCUGACGAAAACGGAUCAUUUUGUGCUGAAAUUGAAAGAUCAGCCGGAUGGAGAAAAGAUAGUUGAAAUGGUUUUACAAAAACCUCUUGACAGAGAAAAACAAGAGGAGAUAUUUAUUGUGUUAACUGCGGUGGACGGAGGGGAACCAAACCUAUCAGGCACAGCACAGAUACAUGUUACAGUGCUCGAUGUCAAUGACAAUGCACCCGUGUUUACGAAGACAGUUUACAAAGCUACAAUAACUGAAAACGCCCCACAAGGUACAGUCAUAACCAGGGUCAGUGCUUCUGAUGCUGAUAAAGGAUCAAAUUCCAAGAUAACUUAUUCAAUAUCCAACACAGUUGCAGGUGUACGAGACAUGUUUGAAAUUAAUGAAUUAAAUGGGGAUUUGAUCUUGAAAAGUAGUGUGGAUUAUGAAAAGGCACGUUACUAUCAAAUACAUGUGCAAGCCAGUGAUGAAGGCGGACUGACAGAUUCAUGUAAGAUUACUGUUGAAGUGACAGACAUUAAUGAUAACACGCCAGUUAUUAACAUUAUGUCACAGACUAAUGUAAUUGCGGAGGACUCUAAACCAGCAACAGUUGUGACGAUGGUGAAUGUCCAGGACUUGGAUUCCAGUGAAAAUGGAAAAGUUCAAUGCGCAAUUAAUGAACAUAUUCCGUUUACAUUAAAGCCGGCAUCAAGUAAUUUCUUUAACCUAGUAACAGACAGUGAUCUGGACAGAGAGAGAGCCUCUGGGUAUAACAUAACCGUGACCUGCUCUGAUGAGGGAGUGCCGUCCCUCUCCAGCAGCGUCACUCUCACCUUACAGAUCUCUGAUGUGAAUGAUAACGCGCCUGUCUUUGAGAGGAGCUCAUAUGAGGCCUACAUUGUAGAAAACAACACACCAGGCCUCUCUAUAUUCACAGUGAAAGCCAGAGAUGCUGACUGGAACCAGAAUGCCCGUGUUUCUUACAUACUGGAGGACUCCUCUGUUAACGGAGUGCCAGUCUCCUCAUAUGUGUCCGUUAGUGCUGAUAGUGGAGUCAUCCAUGCAGUUCGGUCCUUUGACUAUGAGCAGAUCAAAGAUUUCCACUUCCGCGUCAAAGCGCAGGAUGGAGGUUCCCCUCCACUCAGUAGCAAUGUGACUGUGAAAAUACUGAUCCAGGACCAGAACGACAACCCCCCUCAGGUUCUGUACCCAGUCCAGACCGGUGGCUCUCUGGUGGCUGAAAUGGUGCCUCGUUCAGCAGAUGUGGGCUAUCUGGUCACUAAAGUGGUGGCUGUUGAUGUGGACUCUGGACAGAAUGCCUGGCUCUUCUAUAAACUGCAGAAAGCCACAGACAGGGCGCUGUUUGAAGUGGGCUUACAGAAUGGAGAAAUAAGAACUAUCCGCCAGGUGACUGAUAAAGAUGCUGUGAAACAAAGACUGACUGUUAUAGUGGAGGACAACGGGCAGCCCUCUCGUUCAGCUACAGUCAUUGUUAACGUGGCGGUGGCGGACAGCUUCCCUGAAGUGCUGUCAGAGUUCACUGACUUUACACACGACAAGGAGUACAAUGACAACCUGACUUUUUACUUAGUGUUGGCUCUGGCAGUAGUUUCCUUCCUCUUCAUCACGUGUUUAGUGGUUAUUAUAUCAGUGAAAAUCUACAGAUGGAGACAGUCUCGCAUCCUGUAUCACUCCAAUCUCCCUGUGAUUCCAUAUUAUCCACCACGUUACUCAGACACUUUGGGGACAGGGACUCUCCAACAUGUGUACAAUUACGAGGUGUGCAGGACAACUGACUCCAGAAAGAGUGACUGUAAGUUCGGCAGAGCUGGUAGUCAGAACGUGCUGAUAAUGGACCCCAGUUCUACAGGGACGAUGCAGCGGAUACAGAGUGAAAAGAGCAUCCUGGAUGAACCAGACUCUCCUUUAGAGGUUAGUUUUCCAGAAGAUACAGAUUUUCCUCAUUUUCCUCAUUGACUUAUCAUAGGCUUAUUUUUGCAACAGAGUGAAUUACAUCUUUUUCAGU